Messenger RNA from Pseudomassariella vexata, 1251 nucleotides. RefSeq names its product ketopantoate reductase PanE/ApbA C terminal-domain-containing protein. Gene Ontology annotation, cellular component: mitochondrion; cytoplasm. The record is from RefSeq and is a predicted model, not a curated record. Gene Ontology annotation, molecular function: 2-dehydropantoate 2-reductase activity; NADP binding. Bases 1 to 1251 code for a protein of 416 amino acids. The transcript has a single exon. NCBI's taxonomy places the organism in Eukaryota, Fungi, Ascomycota, Sordariomycetes, Amphisphaeriales, Pseudomassariaceae.
AUGUGGCUACAGAGCGUCCUCGACGACACCACGCAGCCGCCACGACUAUACGCAUGGACUCCGGAGAACCUGAAUAGCAUGAAACCCGAGUCUCGACGUUCGUCGCCAUCUCGGCUCUCGGACCCAGCACGACGCAUCUACAUUCUAGGUCUUGGCAAUCUAGGGCGCCUGUUCGCCAGCGGCUUGGUGCAGCACCACAGCAAACCCCCUAUUACGCUGGUUGUCCAUCGGAGGGAACUCCUAGAGCACUGGGUAUCCUCUCCAGCCAUAGAAAUUACUAGAAAGGGCUCUUGCCUUUCUACCGUCAAAUUCGCCGACUUCGACGUAGAGUGGUGGACCUCAGAAAAGCCCGUCUCGGGUCCCCUUUCGGAGCCGGCUUCCGGCAAAGCCAUCAAUAAUCUCAUCAUCGCCACCAAGGCGUCGGACGCUCUCCCGCAGGUGGAUAAGCUGCGAAAGUACUUGGAUUCCAACUCGACUGUCGCCUUCACCCAGAACGGAAUGUGCAAGCUGUGGCCUCCCCUUGGCAAUGCAUAUAUCCAUCAUCGAUUCCCUCAUGAUGGAGGUCCGAACUUCAUCGCCUGCGUCACGACACAUGGAGUACUGUCUCUAGGCCCGUUCAAGAGUAUGCACGCGUCGAUGGCCGAUGUCUCGGUGGGACCGGUCCUACGGAACCCUCAAACCGGACGUGGCCCGGAAUACCUCAUGGACCUUAUUUCUGAAGCCCCUGAUCUGGACGGCAGACAGGUCCCGACACCGCAACUGUGGAUACUACAGCUCGAGAAACUAGUGGUCAACUCCAUCAUCAAUCCCCUGACGGCGAUCCUGCGAUGCAAAAAUGGCAAACUAUUCGAACGUAAGGGAGACAAUGUAUCACUGGUUAUAGACGCCCUGGUUCAGGAAGCCAGCAAUGUCCUUGUGGAUUUGAUACGAGACUCGAGUAGCGCCCAGGUUAUAGGAGACAUGGACCAAGCAGUCAUAGACGAGCUCGUCGAGCGCUUCUCAUUUCCCAGGCUGCAAAAAAUGGUCCUCAAUGUUGGAGAAAAGGUUAAACAUAACACUAGUUCAAUGCUCCAAGACGUCUUGGCAGGCAAACAGACUGAGGUUCGACACUUCAACGGCUGGAUAGUAGAGACCGCCAACUAUCUGAACAGGGGCCAAGAUGUAUCAACGCACGAAAAAAUCAUAUCCCUCGUCGAAGGCGGAAAACAGAUGUGGAGGAGAGAACUGGUACAGAGUGUUCUUAGCAUCUAG